UGAGCCUGACGCAGGAGGAAGUGACCGCGCACCUCUCAGUGUUCCGAACAGAUCCGAACGGAGCCGGAACAUUUCCAGAUCAGAGAAAAAAGAAACCUUCAUCAUCAUUAUUAUCGUCGUCGUCAGCAUCUGAACGUUUAAAUUAGUUAUUUUGUGACUGGAGUCUGGUGGUGAGAGGCCCGCUGAGGGGGAAUCCCGACGGCCUACCGAGGGGGCGUGACCACCGGCUGUGUUCGUGUGUGUGUGUGUGUGUGUAUGUGUGUGUGCAGCACGUGCGCCCUCAGUUAGGACUACACACUCGGAGUUGAUCCUGCUUUUCUGCGCGUCCGAUCAGCUUCAGAUUGAUCUGUGCUCCUCUGGAUGAUCGAUCUGCGCUGAUCAGCAGCGGAUUUAUUUCCUGCCCGCAGUCCUCCGUCUGCUCUGCAUCCUGUUUCUUCAGAGCUGAAACGCGUCGUUAGGAUGAGCCGCGCAGCUUCACUCGAGCUUCAGUCGAACGGUGCGGCAGUGACGGCCGGCGGCCUGUAGGGGGCGAUGGCCGCUGGCUACAGCAGCCGGGACAUCGUGGACGACUUCCUGCGCUACAAGCUGCUCAAAAGCGGCGUGAACUGGCGCCGCGCAGGCGGUCAGCGCAGACACGACGCAGCUGCGUCAGCGUCGUCAUGGAGAUCUGCGCGAACGAUGACGUCACACCGAGGAGUCCCUCCCAAAGACUCUGAGCAAGACCUCAGCUUGGCCCCGCCUCGGCUGCAGGUAGUCCUGCGCUGUGCCGGUGACGAGCUGGAGCAGCGUUACCGUGGCGACCUGUCUGCGCAUGUGUCGGUGCUGUUGCUGUGCGAUGGCGGCGGGGCGGCGCGACGGCGAGGCCUGACAGCCGUCAGGGAGGAGCUGUUCAGGGACGGAGUUAACUGGGGACGUAUCGUGGCCAUGAUGGAACUGGGCGGAGCUCUGUGCGCGCAGGUGGUCAAGACCGACGGGGCGUGGCAGGUGGAUGACAUCGCUGGGUGGAUGGAGGAGAGUCUGGACUCGCCGCCACUCCGGGGAUGGAUAGAAGACAACGGAGGAUGGGAUGCCUUUGUGGACUUGUAUGGUGAGUCCAGACCUGCAGCCAGUUCCUGGUCCCUGAGGACAGUGUUUGGACUGGCUGUACUGGGAGCAGCUGGGAUCACACUGGGAGCCCUCUUCACCCAGAGAUAAAGCUGGUCUGAUACGGUUCGGCCAGCUGCCUCGGCGCUGCAGUUCCUCUAACCUCCAUCGCCUGCUGUGAUACAUUGAAGUGAAUCAGAAAACAUCUUUCUGCCAAUUUAAAGUCAGGACAGAUUUAACGGCACAUUCACUGAGCUUCUUCUUCUGUCCGACUGAAGGAGGAUUUUUUUUGUCGCUGCUCGGCUUGUCCCUCCUCAGGUAACAGUAGAGUCUGGACAGAACUCAGAACUGGACUGGAGUAUCUGUCAGCUGUUUGAUGGAUCUAACACAAAAAUACUCUUUUAUAUCUUAGAAUGAUCUGAAUGAAUUCAUUGCUGUCUUUGUUACAUGGACUGAAGUUGGAGUUAAUAAAAUCAGAAGGAUUUUAAAGGAUUUUAUACACAAAUUAAUGGGGUUUAAGGGGUAAAGGCUAUAAUUUACCAUCUUAUUCUGAAGUUUCAGCUUAAUUGAAAAACAAAAAAUAAAAUCUGAGUUGUAGUAAACUGUACAUAAAUAAAUGAAUGGAUGCCUCUU
Molecule: messenger RNA, 1716 nt
Organism: Chelmon rostratus (copperband butterflyfish)
Lineage: Eukaryota; Metazoa; Chordata; Actinopteri; Chaetodontiformes; Chaetodontidae
Product: apoptosis regulator Bcl-2-like
Exons: 4
Coding region: 532-1194 (220 amino acids)
Biological process (GO): negative regulation of intrinsic apoptotic signaling pathway; intrinsic apoptotic signaling pathway in response to DNA damage; extrinsic apoptotic signaling pathway in absence of ligand
Cellular component (GO): mitochondrial outer membrane
Molecular function (GO): protein homodimerization activity; protein heterodimerization activity
Source: RefSeq, a predicted model, not a curated record